ACCUCGCGCUUCAUCCCUCAGUCUCCCCCUCUCUCUCUGUUUCUCACUCUCUAUAUCACUUCGUCUCUCACACUUACCUGUUCAAGCCAAUGGCCCCCAAGAAGCCUGAGCCCAAGAAGGAGGCAGCCAAGCCUGCCCCCCCUCCCGUGGAGCCGGAGAAGCCCAAGGAGCCAGAGUUUGACCCCAAGAGCGUCGCCAUUGAAUUUAAUGCCGAUCAGAUUGAUGAGUUUAAGGAGGCCUUCAUGCUGUUUGACCGAACCACUAGCGGCGAUAUGAAGAUAUCGUAUGCUCAGUGCGGUGAUGUCAUGAGGGCACUGGGUCAGAAUCCCACCAAUGCAGAGGUCAUGAAAGUACUGGGCAAACCCAAACCUGAAGAGAUGAACAGCACUCUGAUCGACUUUGAGACCUUCCUGCCCAUGUUUCAGCACAUCUCCAAGUCAAAGGACAGGGGCACAUUUGAAGACUUUGUGGAGGGGCUGCGUGUUUUUGACAAGGAGGGCAAUGGCACGGUCAUGGGAGCAGAGCUUCGCCAUGUGCUUGCCACACUGGGUGAGAAGAUGACAGAGGGAGAGGUGGAGCAGCUGAUGUCAGGACAGGAAGAUGGCAAUGGCUGCAUUAACUAUGAAGCAUUCGUUAAACACAUCCUGGCUGGCUGAAUGAAUGCCACAAUCAUGCUGGUCUCAUAAGGUAGAGCAUAUGCGAUCAAAGCCCUCCUGGAUAGAGAACUCCCAUCAUCUUUGUGGUCUAUUUCCUGUCUUUUCGUGUCCUUUUUCUGUAAAAAAAAACCCUACCUGUUCUUUCACAAAGCCUUUCCUUUUUUAUUUAUUUUCUCUUUUUGUUUUUGCUUUGGUGCUUUAAAUAAAAUGUCAGCCUAAAACUAAA
Molecule: messenger RNA, 882 nt
Organism: Alosa alosa (allis shad)
Lineage: Eukaryota; Metazoa; Chordata; Actinopteri; Clupeiformes; Clupeidae
Gene: myl4
Product: myosin, light chain 4, alkali; atrial, embryonic
Exons: 7
Coding region: 90-656 (188 amino acids)
Cellular component (GO): myosin II complex
Molecular function (GO): calcium ion binding
Source: RefSeq, a predicted model, not a curated record